Sesamum indicum (sesame) is the source of this 1669-nucleotide messenger RNA. RefSeq names its product U-box domain-containing protein 9. Gene Ontology annotation, molecular function: protein binding. Lineage: Eukaryota; Viridiplantae; Streptophyta; Magnoliopsida; Lamiales; Pedaliaceae. The record is from RefSeq and is a predicted model, not a curated record.
UUCCUCCAUUAGUAUUUUAGCUCCCGCUUUCUCUCUCUCAGUUUCUCUCUCCAAACGAACUUUUUCUCUCUCCAAAUCCCGAAGUUUGGAAGAGAAAAUAGUUGAAAUGGGCAUGGAAGAUAGCGGCAGUAGCGGUGGGAGCAGCCACCGCCGCGUUGUCUCUGCAACUUCCGAUGCUGAUGAUGGUACGCCUCGUGCUUCCAGCCCCUCUGCUUCGUCCACCGUGACUCAGACGCUCAUGCUUCUGGAGUCGGAUGAUCCCAAUUUGAGAGUGCAGGCAGCGAAGGAUAUCCGGCGUCUGACCAAGACUUCGCAGCGCUACCGGCGUCACUUCUCCGGCGCCGUUGGGCCACUUGUGGACAUGCUGCACUGCGGCUGCGCCGACGCCAACGAGGCUGCGCUCGCCGCAAUCCUUAACCUCGCCGUCAAAGACGAAACGAACAAGAUAAAUAUAAUUCAUGCCGGCGCCCUAAAACCAAUUAUUCGCUUCCUUCAGUCAGAGAAUGUAACCCUACAGGAAUAUGCAGCUGCAGCUUUGAUCACUUUGUCUGCAUCGUCUGUUAACAAGCCAAUCAUCAGUGCUUCUGGUGCCAUCCCUUUCCUUGUAGAUAUUCUGAGAAAUGGGGGCUCACAGGCGAGAACUGAUGCUGUAUUGGCUCUUUACAACUUAUCAACUCAUCCUGACAAUCUUAGCCUAAUCCUCCAAACAGAACCUAUUCCUCCCUUGAUUAGUUUGCUUAACUCCUCUAAGAGGUCUUCCAAAACAGCAGAAAAGUGUACUGCUUUAAUAGAAUCUUUGGUGAGUUUUGACGAGGGACGAAGAAUGCUCACAUCUGAGGAGGGGGGAAUACUUGCAGUAGUAGAAAUACUUGAGAGUGGAUCACUUCAGAGCCGGGAGCAUGCAGUUGGAGCACUUUUGAAAAUGUGCCAGAGUGAUCGUUCCAAAUAUAGAGAACCAAUCCUUAGAGAAGGCGUAAUCCCUGGGCUUCUUGAGCUCACGGUUCAAGGAACGGCCAAAUCUCAAUUAAAAGCACAAUCCCUUUUGAAACUGCUGAGAGACAGUCCUUAUCCAAGGUCGGAGCUGCAACCCGAUACCCUAGAGAAUAUAGUGUGCAAUAUUAUGUCUCAAAUCGAUGGGGAAGAUCAAACAGGAAAAGCAAAGCAGAUGCUUUCUGAGAUGGUAAAAGUUAGUAUGGAGCAGAGUUUAAGACACUUGCAACAAAGGGCUUUGGUAUGCACUCCUGCUGAUCUGCCCAUAAAUAGUUGCUCCCCCGAAGUUCCAUCAAAGUAAAAACAAACAUUAUCCACUCAUUAAUUCUUGAGAUUGUUCUUUUGUGUGAGAGAGAAAAGGAAAAAUGAAGUAAGAAUGCUAGUCCAGGCCUUUAGUAGGGGUACCAGGUGACUGGUUGCUGUCAAUAAAAUGAUUUUAGUCUAAAGGAGUGAAAUAUGAAUGGUUUGGUUUAGUCAGGUUUUUGUAAAGUCACUAUUUGUGUUGAGAAGCUAUACAAGAUGCAAAGGUUUGUUCCUAUACUUCUUGAAAUGGGGUGUUGUGCAGUCAACCUUUUACAGGAAUGUAUAUAUGAUUUUCCCUCAAGAACAAGAUUUUUUUGGUGAAUUUCUUAUUUGUGUUGAUCUACAUUUAUUCACAAUGAACUCCAUGUUUGUGCAA